Messenger RNA from Phoenix dactylifera (date palm), 2200 nucleotides. Its product is annotated as aspartokinase 2, chloroplastic-like. Gene Ontology annotation, molecular function: aspartate kinase activity. Gene Ontology annotation, cellular component: chloroplast stroma; cytosol. The record is from RefSeq and is a predicted model, not a curated record. Lineage: Eukaryota; Viridiplantae; Streptophyta; Magnoliopsida; Arecales; Arecaceae. Gene Ontology annotation, biological process: L-homoserine biosynthetic process.
CGCAGCGCGCCGCGGCCUACCGGUCCCCGUCAAGGUUAAAUCUGGGCCGUCCAUUCGGACAAAUUUUUUUUUUUCCCCGAGCCCGCUAUUUAUCGUUCUCGAUCGGAGCUCUCUGGCUCCUCGCUUGAGCGGGAGGAGGAAUAAACGAAGAAGAAGAGAACUUAGAGGAAAACCCUAGCCCUCUCUCUCUCUUCUUGAUUUCGGUUUCCAGGGCCUGUGGACAAAAGUGCUGCUUUGUUUCUUUUUUUUUUUUUUGAAAUAUGGCGGUAGCUCUCCAGUGUGGAGCUCGAGCUUAUUGUUCUGGAGUUAUGAGGGAUUCGUGGAGCUCGUUUGCUUCCUUGUCGAGCUUUCGGAGUAGGCGUGGGUUGGAGUCGUCUGUGAGGUUGGUUUGUGGAAAGAGGGAGAGGAGCGGCGGGUGGAGGGGAGGCUUGAAGAUGCGUUGCCAGAGAGGAGCGUCUGCUAUUGUGGAGAAGGAUGGGUUGGUGAGGGAGGGUGCUGAUGGAAAUGCUGCGCAGCUGAGCAUCGUGAUGAAGUUUGGAGGGUCGUCGGUGGCGUCGGCUGACAGGAUGAGGGAGGUUGCGAACCUCAUUCUUCGCUUUCCCGAAGAAAGGCCUGUGAUUGUUCUAUCUGCAAUGGGGAAGACAACGAACAACCUUCUGCUGGCUGGGGAAAAAGCGGUCUGCUGUGGAGUAUCUAAUGUGUCUGACCUUGAAGAGUUGAGCUUUAUAAAAGAGUUGCAUCUUAAGACAAUUAAUGAGCUUGGAAUUGAAAGCUCUAUCAUUUCGGGUCUGUUGGAUGAACUGGAGCAACUUUUGAAAGGCAUUGCCAUGAUGAAAGAACUGACACCUCGUACAAGGGACUAUCUGGUUUCAUUUGGAGAAUGCAUGUCUACAAGGAUUUUUGCAGCAUAUUUGAACAAAAUGGGCACUAAAGCACGUCAGUAUGAUGCAUUUGAUAUUGGUAUUAUAACCACAGAUGACUUUACAAAUGCCGAUAUCUUGGAGGCAACUUAUCCCGCCGUUGCAAAGAGAUUACAUGGAGAUUGGAUUGAUGAUCCUGCAAUUCCAAUUGUUACUGGCUUUCUUGGAAAGGGUUGGAAAUCCUGUGCUGUCACUACGUUAGGCAGGGGUGGUAGUGACUUGACAGCUACCAUCAUUGGUAAAGCCUUGGGAUUACGAGAAGUUCAGGUUUGGAAGGAUGUUGAUGGAGUUUUGACAUGUGAUCCUAAUAUAUAUCCAAAUGCGAAGCCUGUACCACAUUUAACAUUUGAAGAGGCUGCUGAACUUGCCUAUUUUGGCGCACAGGUUUUGCAUCCCCAAUCAAUGCGACCUGCUAGAGAAAGUGAUAUACCAGUUAGGGUCAAGAAUUCAUACAACCCUCAAGCUCCUGGUACUGUCAUCACUAAAGCAAGAGAUAUGAGCAAGGCUAUACUUACCAGCAUAGUUUUGAAAUCCAAUAUCACAAUGUUGGACAUAGCGAGCACUCGAAUGCUUGGCCAAUAUGGUUUUCUAGCAAAGGUUUUUUCUAUAUUCGAAGACUUGGGUAUCUCUGUUGAUUGUGUGGCUACAAGUGAAGUCAGUAUUUCUUUGACAUUGGAUCCAUCGAAACUUUGGAACAGAGAACUAGUCCAGCAGGAAAGUGAGCUGGAUCAUUUGGUCGAAGAGCUUGAGAAGAUUGCUGUUGUUCAUCUCCUUCAGCACAGAUCAAUAAUUUCCCUCAUUGGAAAUGUGCAACGGUCCUCUUUGAUACUAGAAAAGGCAUUUAACAUACUACGGAAAAAUAAAGUCAAUGUCCAGAUGAUCUCUCAGGGGGCAUCUAAGGUGAACAUUUCCUUGGUAGUUCAUGACAGUGAAGCGAAGCAGUGCAUUAGAGCUCUACAUUCAGCAUUCUUCAAGGAUGGUUUCCUGUCGUCGAUGGGGGAGACCAAUCUUUUCCAGAAUGAUUCUGCAGCUCUGCCGUCAUCAUGCUGAGGGUGUCCAAACCUUUUAUCACCUGAUAGAUUACAUACAUACCACUGCCUUGCUUCUCUAUAUAGUUGGGACGUGUAAGGAUUAGAUUAUUCCUUGUACCACCCCUGGAAAUUCUCCAACCUUGCUAAACCAUGAUUUGGUGGGAGAAAUGCUGGGUUUCGUGUUUAGCAGCAGGGAAUAACUAUUUUUUAUUAGUUAAAUCAAGAGGCAUGAUUUGUUUUUACCUCUUA